AUGGCAUCUUUAUGGGAGAAGACCCAAGAAAAUCAGGAGAAUCUAGAGGCAGAGAAGAGAAUGACGUCUCGGUGGAUGGACUAUGUGACUCUGCAGAAAGAGAUGAUCAGGACAAAGUACAGGAAAGUGCACCCACACCUCUAUGAGGAAGAAAGGCAGCAUCUAGAGUGUGUGAACCACGAAGGGCAAACUGUUUUAGAGGAACUCAGGAAAAGUGAAGCCAUGAUGGUCCAAAAGAGGAAUCAGCUGAUCGAGAUGUAUCAGGAGCUGAUGAGGAUGUCUCAGCAGCCAUAUGUGCUGCUGCUCCAGGAUUUGGAUGCCAUGUUCAGAAGGAGUGAGUCGGUGCAGCUGUGCCUGCCCCAGCGUAUAAAACCAGAGCUCAAGGCCUUGCCCAUCACUGGACUCACUGAAAGGUCCAACUGCUUCCGAGUGAAUAUCUUCUUUAAAUAUGUGAUUACACUCCAUUACAAGAAGUACUUAUCUGAGAUCAUAAGUGGAUUUGGCUUUAGACCUCGGCAUCAGGAGACAGCUGCGGAAUCUGCUCAAUACUAUUAUGUUUCCUGGGCAGCACAAAGUUUCACCUCUGGGAAAUAUUACUGGGAGAUCGAUUUGACAGAAUCUAGGGAGUGGACUCUAGGGGUCUGUACGGAUGACUGGUUAAAGAACAGAAACCAGCAGAUUGAAUCUAAGAGUGCAUUUCUCCUUAUGUGUAUGAAAGUGGAUAAUCACUACAGGCUCCUCACCACCUGCCCAGGACUCCGUCACUAUGUAGAGAAGCCAGUGAGCCGGGUUGGCGUGCUCCUUGACUGUGAGGGUGGAUGUGUCAGCUUCCUGAAUGUAGCCAAGAGUUCCCUCAUAUACAGUUACCCUCCUGGCACCUUCCGUUACCGGGUCCGGCCUUUCUUGUGCAUUAGCCAUACAUGA
Molecule: messenger RNA, 924 nt
Organism: Acomys russatus (golden spiny mouse)
Lineage: Eukaryota; Metazoa; Chordata; Mammalia; Rodentia; Muridae
Product: tripartite motif-containing protein 43C-like
Exons: 5
Coding region: 1-924 (307 amino acids)
Molecular function (GO): protein binding
Source: RefSeq, a predicted model, not a curated record